Molecule: messenger RNA, 573 nt
Organism: Gongylonema pulchrum
Lineage: Eukaryota; Metazoa; Nematoda; Chromadorea; Rhabditida; Gongylonematidae
Source: the annotation of a GenBank genome assembly
AUGCACUAUCAUCUAUCGACUUUUGGAUUCUCGACACAGGAAUUUGAAACAGAGUUAGUAGAAUUUGGAAUUCAGCUGGACAGUGGCGAGCUGAAGCCAGUAACAGCUCAUACCGUCAAAGAGAUCCUACCACCGUUACGUGCUAUUCGGAUGGAUUAUUCGUCGGAUAUGGAUGAACGUGACUCCGCUGUUAGAAGCUGCGUCUGCGCACUGGCGCAUCCUGAUAUUCUAAUUGGUAUCGACUAUCUGUGGGAUUUCUUAUUGCCUCAACAGACUCAUCAGCUGCCAAACGGAUUUACCAUUGUAGAGUCUACAGUUAGUCCACUCAUUUGCGGAAGAGGCGAUCUGCGGCUUACAGAUCGCGAUCGCUCCGACAGCUCAUUAACAACAGUGCCAGUAAGCGCCGGUAUUCAUGAAGACUUCAGUCCAAAACGAGAUAACAGAAAUCGCAUGCAAGAUUUUUGCGACCUAGAACGGAUAGGUGUAACGGAAAAAACUCAAGAAGACGAAAUUGCUCUGAACCACUUUAGCAAUACCGUCACCUUUAAAGAGGGGCGAUACGUGGUCCACUAA